AUGUUCUUGAAUGAUAUUUCGAUAAAACUUGAACCUACAAAUACAAAACGUGCAAUUCAUUCUCUUCUUUCAGAUUCAAUGCUAAUAUUUCACAUUCGAUAUGUUUUUCACCAUCAUCUCCGUUCGUUCAAGCAUCAGUACUCAACAUCCACUGUCAAACCAUUGAAUAUCGCGUUCUUUGGUUCGGAUAUCUUUUCGCUGCACAUUCUUGAGCACCUCUAUCGUUUGUUCUCGCAUGAUAAAUCACGAAUCAAACACUUAGAGGUCGUUACUACAGCGUCCACUUCCAAUACGGUGAUGCAUGGUGCGGAGAAACUUCAGCUAAGAACUCACAUUUGGCCUGAGCUUGAUGCCCUACUAUCCAAAUCGCCUACGCAAUUCGAUCUAGGCAUUUUGGCAUCGUUUGGACAAUUGCUGCCCAAACGAUUAAUCGAAUCUUUUCCUUUAGGUAUAAUCAAUGUUCAUCCCAGUUUGUUACCUCGAUGGCGCGGCAGUUCACCCUUAAUUUACACUAUUGCCAGCGGAGAUCAAAUCAGUGGUGUGUCAAUUAUGGAUAUCCGCCCCAAACAUUUUGAUGUUGGGCCCAUCUUGUCACAACAAUCAUUUCCACUACAAAGCAAUAUAACUAUGUUUGAUUUAUUGAAGAUAUCUGCAGAUGUUGGCUGCUCAUUAUUAGAUAAAAUUCUCGAAGAUCCAGCAAAAGCGCGAGAGAAUGCGCAACAACAAGCAUUAACAGGAAUUACUUACGCCCAUAAACUGAAUAAAUAUUCGUUCUAUAUCGACUGGCAUAAUCAUACGGUAGACGAUAUUGACCGAUUGUAUCGUGCGCUAAAUCAAAUUGGCAAUCUUCGGACGUUAUUCCGCCAGAAACCUGUUCGUUUGAAACUUCUCACAGAAAUUCAUGAUGAAACGGUUCUCAGCAAAUUAAAUUCCAUAUCAACUCAACCAGGAACAGCAGUCUAUGAUAAAUCACUCGAAUGUAUUUGCAUUCGAUGCAAAGAUGGGUGGAUUGGAUUUCGUAAAUUAGCCUAUCAAAAAUCGAUGUAUGCACGUGAUUUUCAAAAUGGAUAUCUUAGUAAAAUGGAUCGAUUGAUGUUUGACUCGAUGCACAAUCCGAUGUUUGAUCACAUCCAUAAUCGCCGUGUGCCUGCGUAG
Molecule: messenger RNA, 1155 nt
Organism: Adineta ricciae
Lineage: Eukaryota; Metazoa; Rotifera; Eurotatoria; Adinetida; Adinetidae
Source: the annotation of a GenBank genome assembly